Cyprinus carpio (common carp) is the source of this 3903-nucleotide messenger RNA. RefSeq names its product rho guanine nucleotide exchange factor 19-like. NCBI's taxonomy places the organism in Eukaryota, Metazoa, Chordata, Actinopteri, Cypriniformes, Cyprinidae. Gene Ontology annotation, biological process: regulation of actin cytoskeleton organization; activation of GTPase activity. Gene Ontology annotation, molecular function: protein binding; guanyl-nucleotide exchange factor activity. The record is from RefSeq and is a predicted model, not a curated record.
ACUUACCUAAUUAUACACACACACACAUGCACACACUCGCAUGCAUGGAUAUUCGCAUACAGUUUCUUCCCACCCUCUAUCUCACGCCCCUACCGAACUAACCCUCCUAACCGACCGCCUGCUAUCCACUUGCAAAGUACUGCUGUUGACACACAGGAAUCCAGACCCACACACACACUCAUGCUCUUCCUCCCUCCUUGGCAGGAAGGACUCUUCUCUGAACCAGACGACAGCUUGCGCUUCUCUCUUUUUCCUCUGCUGGCAGGUGUUAGAAAUAAAACCAUAAAUAAGUGCACGAGGGAGCCAGAAACAGCGCGAGAGAGCAGGACAAAUGUCUGUCUUCAUUUGUUGCUGGAGAGAGGGGGAAAUAUGUGGGAAAAGGAACGAUAUGGAGGAGAAAUCUAUGAUUUUGAGUAGCUAGAACAGAUAUCGGGGUUUUAUUUGUCUGCUGUCAACUGUAUUUUUGUGUGUGAAGGGGUCUUAAGAGAACACUCGGAUCAUCUGGGCUCAAGCUGCAGCAUUGUUGGUUGAGUUUGAGUGCAGCUGAGGGGAAACAAAGUAACCGAGAGGAACACAAGGCAGUCAUGGACACUACAACACCUCAGCCACAAUCCUGGAUGACUUGGAUUUGCACACUGGAGUUGGACCCCAUCCAGCCCACAGUCCACUGAUACAAAUGAGUAUGCAUGUGCCUCCUGAGCCAUGCUCCCCGGCUAUGGAUUCUCUCCUCUCCUUGAUUUCCAGCCUCACCUCCAAGCGUUCCAUUGCAGAGGCGAGAGCUCUGACAUGUGGUUCCCAGGCUCAGUUGAGACCCAGGCUCUGAGCGACUCUCGGGAAGGUAGGCCUCUCUUGCGACAGCAUCAACACAUUGCUGUGUGUCAGCAAGAGACGUUGGCCUUCAUUGACCUUCAACAGCCAAGCGUUAAUGGUUUCCAAUCAUGCACACCGGAAAACUGUAGUUCCUCUCUUUGCUCCAAGCCUGUCAGAUGCAAUGGAAGCAGUCCAUCUGAUUUUGCCAAGAAUGGGAGUACAGACACAACGCUGGACUAUUUGACCCAGGAUAGUAAUAAUGUGGAAGAGGUUCAAGAUCAGACGUGGACACACAUUACUGCCUUAUCUGAAACAGUUUAUGAAAAACCUGAACCAGGAGUUAAGGCACUCCGUUCUCGAGACUUGUUUCUGCCUCUGUCCUCUACAUAUGUACCUGAGAACAGGAACUCUUUGGAGCCUCAGCCGCAGAGCUCCCCUUCUUCGCCCUUAGAGUUCCAGAGUUCAGACCCAUUUCGCCCUCAAAGACGCACAUCUUUGGGAUCCAUAAAGGAGAAGUCCAUAAGGCGUAAGAUGAGGGUGUACUCUCCAGACACUAUGGAUGAAGGGUCUCUCAGCAGCCCAGGUGUGGAGUGUGAUUACAUGCUUCCAACAUCCUUCGAAUCGUUUGUAGAAGGAGGCCUUGGAAUGGUGGGUUCUACCAUACCCACAUCCAAUAGUUCCAGCUCUCUUCCAGGGGUAGAUGAGGACCUUUCUCCUUUUGCCUUACCGACGCCUCCGAAACCGUUCUUAGAUCCCCUUCAGGAGGGUGCCAGAUUGGAGGGGGGUGUAAAUGAUGGGGGGAGGCAGAGGUUGGGCCUGGAGGACUGCGGGACUCUGAAAGGCCCUGCCCUUAACAGUGGGACCUCUCUACCUCUGUCCCGUUCUCGCUCAGUAGACAACGAGCGCCGGCGCUUCUCUGCCUCUGAGCUCAUCUCUCGUCUACAACUCUCCCAGAGGAAAAACUCUUUUACCCUUAAGCUAGGCAAGUCUCUUUCUGCUCGUGUGGCCUCCCGGGACCGCCACCUGUCUGGAAACCUCAGCUCAGACUACAAACCCAGCUCCAGACAUCGCUUCUCAGGGGGAUCAAGUGACAGUGCACCACAUAGUCCGUUAGGGUAUGCACCACCUCUGCCCUCUGCUGACUGUAAUCUGCCACAGCAAAGGAGAAGUGCCAAGCAAAGUAUGAGAAAGGUUUCCAUUGAUGAGGAUGGAGAGAGUCCUCACAGUAGCUCUAAACGCCUGUCACGCUUCUUGCCAAACUUGAUCUUGUAUCAGGAAUACAGUGACGUUGCUAUUAACAGAGAGAUACAAAGGCAGCAGGGGGCGGAGCCAGGAACCGAUGAGGAAAGAGGAGACUCUGUGUCCACUGGCAACCUGUCUCCAUCCAGUUCAUUCCGCUCAUCUCGAGGCUCUGCCUUUUCCCUUUGGCAAGAUAUUCCUGAUGUUCGGUCCAGUGGACAACUUGACAACUUCAGCAAUGAAGAGCGUAAACUACAGGAGGCCAAGUUUGAGUUGGUGACGUCAGAGGCCUCAUACAUACGCAGCUUGUCUAUUGCAGUUGACCAUUUCAUGAUGUCUCCUGAGCUGUGUGAGUGUCUUGGGACACAGGAGAGGCAGUGGCUCUUCUCCAAACUGCCUGAUGUAAAAGAAGUCAGUGAGAGAUUUCUUCAAGAUUUGGAGCACAGGUUAGAAGGAGACAUUCUGCGUUUUGAUGUGUGUGACAUUGUCCUUGACCACUGUCCUGCACUGCGGAGGGUUUAUCUGCCUUAUGUCACCAAUCAAGCCUAUCAGGAACAGACCUAUCAGCGGCUAUUGCAAGAGAAUCCCCGUUUCCCUGGAAUCCUUGCCCGCCUGGAAGAGGACCCAAUAUGCCAGAGGCUGCCUCUUACAUCAUUCCUUAUCCUUCCUUUUCAAAGGAUCACACGCCUCAAAAUGCUGGUGGAGAAUAUCCUAAAGAGAACAACGCCUGGAUCACGAGAUGAGGACACUGCCACCAAAGCACUUAAUGAGCUCAAAAAGAUAAUAAAGGAAUGUAACUCCAGUGUGCAGUCCAUGAAGAGGAUGGAAGAACUAAUUCAUCUAAACAAGAAAAUUCACUUUGAGGGCAAGAUUUUUCCUCUCAUCUCUCAGUCUCGUUGGUUGGUCAAACAUGGUGAACUGCUAGAAGUGGACACACAGAACUUGAGUAUUUCUGGGUCCAAGUUUAAACUUACCACUCGGCCUGUGUACCUUCACCUGUUUAAUGACUGUCUUCUGCUGUCCCGAAGGAAGGACACGUGGAAGUUCAUGGUGUUUGUACAUGCAAAGAUUGAGGACCUCAAGGUGAAAGAUCUAAGCCAGAAACUUCAGGGAAUCUCAGGCUUCAUCUUCUAUCUGCAGUUAUGUGAGGGCCAACAGCUAAAACACCAGAUUCUGCUCAAGUCACCCACAGAGAGCAGCAAACAGAGGUGGAUAACAGCCAUGUUUCCCUCCGAUCCAAAGACAGCUAUUGAGCAGACCAAUGAGAAUGAUGAUCUAGCUCAAGUCCAGUGCAUCAAGAUCUACCAGUCUCAGGAGCAUGAUGAGUUAACGCUGGAGAAGGCAGACAUCCUUCAAGCUGUAACAAUUACAAAUGAUGGGUGGGUAGAGGGGAUCCGGUUGUCAGAUGGAGAGCGGGGCUGGUUCCCCAAAACUUAUGUGGAGGAGAUCACAAGCCGCAGUGCUCGUUUGCGAAACCUCCGUGAAAACAUUCGCAUUAAAUGUGUCUCACAAAAAUUGGAGGGAGAGACUCUCUGAGACCUUGAAGUAUGGGACAUUGUUUUACUUAAAGGGUUAGUUCACCCAAAAAUUACUUUCAGACAAAUCCAAUCAGAGUUAUAUUAAAAAUUGUCCUGGCCCCUGCAAGCCUUUCAAUGGGGGUAAGCGGGUGUUAUAAAUAAUUAAUAAUAAUGUAAUAAAGGCCUCCUGUAGCAAAUCCAUGCAUUUUUGUAAGAUAAAUAUCCAUAUUUCAAAUGUCAAAAACACUUUUUUUUCUCACUUACGCUGACUGUCGUAUGUGGAAGUCGAAUUACCAACAGCCGCUUACCCCCAUUGAAAGGCUUGGAGGGGCCAGGA